CUACCGUUGUUUAAUGCAUUAAAAAGCGAAGAGAAGUGUAAAAUUAUACAUAGUGCAGGUACUUGAAAAUUGCAACACUUAAGCGCAUAAAGAGUGUAGACCUAGCUACGCCGUCGCCAGUCCAAAUGAUUGGGCAUAUGGUCCUGCAAUCAUUGUGCUUUCUUGUCAGACAAUGCCAUUUGCACAUCAUAUCACUUCUACGACCAACCAUUUUUUUAAAUAUAAUUUCCAGAUUGCUUUACUCUCAGUCCAUUGCUUUGUUUCCUGCUGUUGUUGCAUGCUUAUCACUGUCUCAGAACGCAUGCAAUUUGCUGCGCGUGAAGGACCUCCAGCCCUCGUGAGCCUGGGCAGGCACUGCUUCCUUCCAGGUUGACAGCUGCCACCAACAGAGGUGGAUUAGGUUUGCUGCUUUGCAAUCAAUGUAGGAUUAUGUGCAGACUGAGUUGAACGUUGACUAGCUCGAAUAGAAAUGGCCGAAUUCGCGAAAAGCAUGUCAUACGCCUUAGUCCCAAGGGGGUGAAAAAACGUCAGAAAUAAUCUAUAAUUAGACGACCACGAGCCUGCCCCUUUAAAGCAAGACUUUCUGUGACAGCCCAGCUGAGUACCAGGCUGUAGUGAAAAUCAUGGGUGAAAUUCCAGCUCUAGUUAAAAUUUCGGUUUCCCUUAAAAUCCAACCCAAUGAUGGGCCGGUAUACUUCAAGGUGGAUGGACAGCGUUUUGGGCAGAACCGAACCAUAAAACUGCUGACGGGUGCUAAGUACAAAGUAGAAGUGGGCAUAAAACCUGGAGUCGUUCAAGCCAGCACAAUGUCCAUAGGAGGUAUUUCCAUCGCCUUGGAAGAAAAGUCUAGAGAUCCACAGGCUGUAUGCUACACUGGAAUGUAUGAUACAGAAGGAGUAGAAAAAACAAAGAGUGGUGAAAGGCAGCCUUUGCAAGUCAGCAUCCAGUUUACAGACAUUGGCACAUUCGAGACAGUAUGGCAAGUGAAGUUCUACAACUAUCAUAAGCGUGACCAUUGUCAGUGGGGCAACAGCUUUAACAACAUUGAGUAUGAGUGCAAACCGAAUGAGACACGCACUUUGAUGUGGAUUAACAAGGAAAUGUUUUACUGAGGGCACAAUGAUACAGCAGCACUGAUGGACAAUUUCCAGCACUGCUGGACAGUUUACAAGACAUAUCCAACCCACUGCAGUGCUGAGCCUCAUUACACAUCUGUAUCCACCAGAAAUAAACCUAUCACAUAUAUAUACACUUGGUUGUCCAUGUGUUACAUUUAAUUGUAAAUUGAUGUUCAGUUGUAUUUCUCAUGUGUUAAUUUGUGUAGAAAAUGUCAUCAUAAGCAGGGUUCUCCUGACAGGAAUUCAGCAUAUCUGUGGCUCCAAUAUACAGUAAUAUGGUCCAGAUACAAAUGUAUUAAUGAACUGUAAUAUCAAGUCACAUUUAAAUGGAUUACAUGUGAUCCUGUGUGCAGGUCAGGAUUCCAAAUGAUGAGGUUAUCAAAUAAAUAAAAUGGCAGUCAAGUGUAACACAAUUUGCAAAAUAAUUCACAGAAUUACAAAAAUUAAUUUUAAUUUGUUAUCUUAUUUUAAUGUGAGAAGUUUAUUGUUUACUGUGGUUUAUAACUGUGGCAUCUGUGCUUGGUAAAGUAUACUGAUGAUAGUUUCUAAUGGAGUUUGAAACAUUUUUACACUCGUUAUAGUGACUUUGCAGUUUGUCAAAAACCCUGCAGUGGUUCCAUAACAAUGUAAGUGGCUACUUGUACAGAUAUCAACUUCGGUGUAACCUAGUGAGAUUUUUGAAAACUAGAGAAAAGGUAAACUAAGGAUAAAUUCCACUGAAAAGGUGACUGUACAGUAUAAAAGUCAGUGAAUGGGCACUAUUUAAAAGCAAAAGUGUUUCCAUCUCAAGUUCAGCAGGUUGAUUUUUAAAUUUCCUGAAUCUCUUUCCCUGGGUUUAUUGUGCUGACAUGAAAACUUCACAGUAAAAUUGCAGCACAGCAUUCCUUCUAUUAUUAGGAAUUGCAUUCUGAUGGUAGAUAGGAAAGACUACUGAAACAGUCUUUGUAGAAAUGUGAUUUUGUUUUAAUUUUCUGAGCCUCUUGAUUUAGUAGGAUAAGUUUUGUUCAUUGCAGAACAAUAAACUGGUUCUCAAGAAUGAUGGUCUCUGUAAGUGGAUUCCAAACCUUCUUGCAGCUUAUCUCAGUUAGAAUUUACAAAAUCAUACCUGUGGAUUUUAUUUGGAAUCACUUGGGUUUGCCUCCCAGCAGACUAACAGUCACUAACAUACCCUGAAGGACUCUUGCUUUCAUGGUAUUUUAUUCUAUAAAAACAUAUCCAUAUAUUACAUUCUGUUUGCCUACCUCUAAUAAAAAGAGCAAAAAACAUCAAAAUGAUGUUUACAGUAGUUAGGACUGUAAUGUGUACAAUACUAUUUCACUAAGUAGGAAAUGUUUUGUUAAAAUAUUACUUGCUAUCUUGAUGUGUGUCAUACUUUUCUAGAUAGUUUCUUUUCAAAAGAUAAAAAAAUGCUGAAGUACUCAAAGUAGUUUUAUUUGGAGAACAGUCUGACAUUGUCAUGUACUAAAUAGUUAAUAUAGCCAAGGAUUUCAAUGUCCAGUGGGCAGGAAUAUCUAUAUAUCAGAUUCCCUGAAAUGCUCAAUCAUACACUGUUUUCUAAAAGGGAAAUGUUUCUGUAAAAAAUUAUUUUAUUUGUAUUACUUUUUUGGGUCACUUGGUCUUACUGAUUAUUGUCACAGUCACAAACCCUGAGCUACUUGAUGUAGCACCCCACUUUGACCGGAGGAGAUGCUGUCCUUAUCUGGGGCAAAUUUAUUAUCAAAAGCAGCUUAUUCCCAGGUUAUCUACUGGGUGGAGAGAGAGUUGAUAGCUAUUUGUAAGGCAAGAUGUUUUUUCUAUGCACACAAUGACUCCAUUCCUAAUGAGUUUGGCUGCAAAAAUGUAGAGCACACAGUGGUAGUCUUUAUGUGAGUCAUGUCUGCAUGUUUCCCCUGCAUGCUUCUUUUGCCAGUCACUGAAACUUGCAGCCCUCGGACUCUAUGCAGUAUAGCUGCAUGUUCCCUGACUUCCAUCAUUAGACAUUGCUGUGGUCAUUCACGUGAUUUUUUGGGUGAAUGAGUGAGCUGGCAUUGAUAUUUUACCCCUAUGACUCCAAGUGCUAGUUAUUCAGACCCUUGUUGCAGUGCCAUAAUCAGGAUUCCAUUCCUGUCAGCAGCACAGCCAUUUUUUGUGAACAUUCCAGAUGAUUAACAUGCCUCUUCAAAAAGCCUUUAGCAUUGCAUUUAUUUCUUCAAUAUUUUGAGGUACUGUCAGAUGAGAACUAUAGACACAAAACUGGGUAUUUCGUUUAUUCUGCUUUUUCGUUAACUAGCUUGCUAAAACAUCAGUGCUUCAUCACUGUCUGGAAUCUGGUGAUGGCACAAAGCAUUAUAUACUCCCAGUUGUCAUUCUGAGCUAAAGGCGCUGAAUACCACAGCAUAUGACAGAUUAGAGAGUGACAGCUGAGGUCCAGGUGCCUUACAGUAAAUUAGGUUCAUAUGGGGAUAUCACAAAAACUAACACAGACCCUAAUUAAUUGUAAUAUAAGACAUUGCCUGUACAGUUACUGAGCCAUUUCAUAAGAGCUCCAAACUAAACUAUAAUGCGUUGAAGACUUGUGGCUUUCCUGAGGUGACCCUCCUGGUCUGGUAUGUAUAGCAGUCCUCAUUCCAGGGAUGAAACAAUUGCAUGAGCUUCACCCACCCUAGUUGGCUAUUGUCACAAGUCUGUUUCCAAACCUGAAUUGCUGGUGCCAUAAGGAAGUAUGCAACAUUUAUCAAAGCUUUGAUAUCUGGCCACAUUAAUUAUUUGCCUUAAUAACAGCUCUGGAAGGUUACCUUCUAGCUUCCAAUCAUUACAUCUUGAGCCUUUUAACAAAUUCAAAUGACAAGCUUACAGCACAAACAACAGUUAAUAUCUUCGAAAGCUUUACUGUUACUCUAGACAUAUACAAACAAAUUGUUCAGCACAAACUCAUCUUUACAACAGUAUUCUUCAAGAAAUUGAGUUUUAAACUGAUUUUUAAGUAACAAUAAGCAAGUUAUAAAUUUAUGUGAUGUUAUGUGAACAAGUUAUAGCAUAUCAAUAAAUGGUCAAGCUACA
Molecule: messenger RNA, 4157 nt
Organism: Protopterus annectens (West African lungfish)
Lineage: Eukaryota; Metazoa; Chordata; Ceratodontiformes; Protopteridae
Gene: CNRIP1
Product: cannabinoid receptor interacting protein 1
Exons: 3
Coding region: 624-1112 (162 amino acids)
Biological process (GO): negative regulation of signaling receptor activity
Cellular component (GO): plasma membrane
Molecular function (GO): type 1 cannabinoid receptor binding
Source: RefSeq, a predicted model, not a curated record